AUUCUGGGGAUGACGUAGUGCAGAUUCACACACAGAGAGACCCAGCAGCUGAAAUAAGCAUAAAUCCUCUUACUCGCAGCGUCGAAUUCAUCUGAGCGCCUGGGUGUGGUAUGUAUUAACAUUUGUCCCUCUUAUAAAAUUACUUUUGUUUCAAAUGAUGCUCUGACGAGCUAGAAUUUGGCGUUUUCGUGGUGUGUUUUGGUUGUGUUUUUGUUUUGUUUACAUCCUGCAAGGUCAGCGCCUGCGCAGAGGGCUCCGAUCGAGUGUAUCUCAGCUGUUUCACACGGAUCACCGCCAAAUUAUACAACUUCCGAAACAGAGUACACGGAACAGGGAUACAUAAAUUUGGGAAUUAAGUGUAGAUGAGUAUUUUUUGUCGAAAAUGAUUCAUUCAAUAGUUCAUAAUUAUACUUACCUUAUUUGAAAGAUAAUAUGUGAAGAGAUAACCCAUUGAUAAUGCCAAGGAAUGACCAGCAGUAUAAAGCAAUGGAUUCCAAGAUGGGAUGUAUUCUCUGAAUGAUCAAAAUAUUGACUUUGCGCCUGAGAGGAGGAUUGAACAUGGCGACCGUCACGCAAGGAACACAAAGGACUGCUAUUUCACAAAGGACCAGUGUCCGCAUGUUCUGAACUGGGAAUUAAUUUCCUUUUGCAUAUUUUUGUUUAGCACUAGUAUAUCAUACAGAAUCGGAAUGUGGACUUAAGUUGCCUUUGUUAUUCAGCACAAGGGAUUUCCCCCCGUCCUCUCUAUGAACAAGGUUUCUCAUGAGUAUAAAAAACAGAAGAAAGAAAAAGAAAGAAACCAUCCGCAUGUUGACGCGCUAAGAAAUUAACAGGCCACCGAGGAAGUUGUGAACGAUAUUCACUUCAUUUUGCUGUCGGCUGCUGUGAGAGGUAAACCGUGUUUUGAUGUCAGCUGCUACUGUCACAAUCAGCAUUAUGCCUGUCAGACACCAUGGGAGCAUCAAUGCAAACUGGAUAAGCAUAAUGAACAUGCCAAACCAAGGUGCUCGUCAGGUGUUUCUCUACGAUCACGGCCGGCCUCACUGGUCACAGGGAGGACCUCUCUUCUACGACCGCAGGGUUCCCCCUCCUCCCCCGCCCCAGAUGGGCAACUUUCCCAACCCACAGAUCCAGGGGCCGUCCCCUCAGUGGUUGCGGGGUCCUUUCAUUGGGGGACCAGGCCCUGGCCCCGGACCCAACCAGCAGCAGUUUGAUGGGUUUGGGAUCAUCCCCUGGGGGAACCAAGGCAAUCAUAAUUACAACAGGGGUGUCCUUUAUGUUAUCUUCUCCAGGCACAACAAUCGGCAUCAUCACAACAGAAAUGGUGGCGCUCCAAGGAACAACCGAUUGCUCGCGCUGAAUGCUCGCGGCAACAACCACCGACAGCAGCACAACAACAACGACCAUGAGGUGCGGUACUUAUGUUUCAAGUGCGGGGAUUACCUCCAGAACUCUCCAGAGUCUGGUGUGCACUUGUGCGAUGCCGGUGGCCCACACCUGGAGCAGAGGCAGUCCCACCAGCUACACAAUAACAAUGGCGGAGAGCUGCAACAGCAGCAACAUGAAGACCUGCAGGCCAGGCUCAAAGCUUUCAUGGAAGAAGCCAAAGUGGCGGUGAGCUCUGAUGUGAAACUGUCUCAGGAGGAUAUUCACAAAGUCUGUCUAGAGAGGGCCGAGAAAUUCCUCUCCUUGUACAAUCAGCUGCAGAAUGAGCAAUUGUCAAUACAGGAGCAGCAGGAGAAGCUGGAGGCCCAGCGGAAGGAGCUGGAGAAGCGAGACGGAGAGCUGGCUGCUCUGCAGACACAGCUAGAGGACGACCGCAGCAAGCUUCUCAAGGAGUGCAAGAAGGAGAGGGAGGAGAUUGCUCGCAAGUGGCAGGAACUGAAAGAUGAGAUCUCACGCAUGGAAGAAAUGCACACAAUGCAAAAGGGUAGAAUUCGUCUUGAUGUUGGUGGAAGUGUGUUCACAACUUCAAGGUUAACCCUGACCAAAGAUGCAGACUCGAUGUUGGCAGCCAUGUUCAGCGGACGUCACCAUGUAACUCAGGAGGAGGACGGUACGGUCUUUAUCGACCGAGAUGGCACACAUUUCAGAUACAUCUUGAACUAUUUGAGAGAUGGAGGUGUCAACCCUGAUGGGUUGCCGCGGGAUCGCCAGGUGCUGAGAGAGCUGCGGAAUGAAGCUGUCUACUUUCAGUUGAAUGGGCUUGUCCAAACCAUUGAAAAGUUCUUGUAGGAUGAAUCUGUUUGUCUCCCGACCUGCCGGAGUAAUGAGGGGUCUUUGCGCCCGUCGAGUCGACCCAAGUGACUUGCAGAAGUCUCCCUCGGAGCCUGUGCUUUUUCGGAUAGCUGCUUCUUUCCCCGUGGGUGUGUGUUUGCCUGCUACCCAUCAAGCCUAGUGCAAGCUGCGCCGCUGAAAGAAGGAGUAGAGCAGAUACUUUACUACUAGCACUCUGUGUGUGUGGUGUGUGAUGUUGUAGUACUUCAGGAGAAAUAUCAGUGUAUUUUUUUUCCCAAGUCUUACUAAUGAUUGCCUUUGGCACUUCCCAUGUGGUUGUUGUGGUAUUAUCCUGCACAGCAUUUGAUAAAUGUCUUUUCUCUUUUAGCCAUAUUUUUAAAACUAAGGCACUACUUCACUUGCUCAUAUAGUGACCACCUGUGUUUAGUAAUUUUAGACUUCACUACACAAGGAAUUCUUUGACAUGAUUGACAAUCUGUCAUAAUGAAAUGUUAAUUUUCUUCAUACCUUGGGAAAAUUUUUAAGAUGUAUGUUUAGUUAGUUUAGUACAUAAGAAAAAUGAAAUUUUAUGCAUGGUUUCAAAACGUUAUUUAGAUUGGAGACUUGUCCUGAAGUAACACAUUGAUGGAGUCUGUGCUUAGUUGAUUGCAAUGGUAGCUAGGUGUGACGACUACUAUUACCCCAUUCCCAUUCCCUCACUGACAGCUAAAGUAUGAUGUUUCAUCUGUAAAAUCGAAAUUUUUCCACUUAUUUUUUUUUUCCUUCUUCUCAUUUGGGCUGUUUUCCUUUUAUUUCUUCUUUUAUUUUAUUCUAGUUCCUUUGCAGAUGUUAUUUCUCAAGUGGUGAAAAUUUUAUGACUGUUGUAAAGACAAUACUUUUUCUGCUCUUGCACUUGUUUGUCUUGUGUCCAUAUUGUCUUGGUUGUGCUGACGCUGAUCUGUACAGACCUCAGCACCCAUCGCUGCUGUUCUCUCCUAUCUUUGGCCACUGUGCUGUUUCUCCGUGUUGACUUCAAUGUGAGUGAGUUGACUGUUAUGUACUAUGGUCUACAUUACUAUCAGGCACUUUGCCGCCUCUCGUCUCCUUGUGGGUCUGUCUGCUGAUCUGCAUCAUGCCCAAAUCAUUCCCCUUUAUGGUUUUAGAGAAAUUUUCUGUUUGUUAUUCUGGGCUCUAACGUUGUUGUUAUGUCAGGGUUAUAUUUUAUUUUUAAAACUUUUUGUCAGUUAUCCAGUGCUUCGUUGACCUCAAGAGGAGAAUGUAUCUCUCUUCUUUUGUUUCUCUGUGUUUGGUCCCCAUGUCCUGCUCUCAUUUCUCUGUCACACCGCAGUUGACUGCCGUGAUGUGAGGGUGGGGGGAUGGCCUGUGCUGUGGCUGUCCUUGUGCUGCGCUUUGUUUCAUGUGAUAUUGUAGCAUCCAAAAUCCAUAUUCAUGUUUUGCCAUCAGGAGGCACUCUAUAAUAACCAUGAAAAGACUUUGAUCUUUUAUUUUGUUUUAAAAAACAACAUUUUAAAUCGUUAUUUUUACUGCAUGCAUUUGUAAACGGUGGCGGUCGUGUUAAAAAUAAUCUAGCUCGGUAUUUUCAUCUUUAUGAACUGUCUUUUAAAGGAUUAUAGAUUUUCUCUCUGUCUUUGAAGACAUAUACUCUUUUAACCGUUACUAUAUACAUAUAUAUGAAUCUUGUAAAUUAACUAGAUCUAGUGGCAUCUGUAUUGUGAGCUAUUUGCAAUCAGAAAUGACUUGUGUCUGGGUUUGUUUUUUUUAACCGAUUUGUUGGAGAAAAAAACCUAGAGGCAACUCUUCUGCUUUUCUUUUUUCUUGUUUGAAUACUACUCGGCCAAAUUUCACCUGUGGAAUGAUAAAUUUUCCUCAACCUUAUCUUUCUUGUUGAUAUUGUAAGUAGUUGCCUUAUGCCAAUGCAUGCUGGUUGGGUUCAGUGGUAAUAGAGAAGAAAGCCAAUUUGUUUUGUGGUUGUGGAUUAGAGUUCCUUUUUUUUGUGGGGAUUUCAUUUAGUUGUUUGUUACUCGUGGCUGUUUCCCUGAUUAACAAUUGAUUUGUUUAGCUGUGAUAUAAUGCUUUCUUCUCUCUCUGUUUCUUUGUGAACGUUGACAUCUUUCUGUUGUUUCCCCCUACCCCCACCCCUUUAUUUUUUUCUUAUUUCUUUAUCUUUCAUUUUUCCUGAUUUAAAUUUUGAUUUAUUUUGAAUUUUUUCCCCCCACCCCACCCUUUCUUUCCUAUGUCCAUUUUAUAGCAUCAUUUUAUCUGUUGCUGAUCGGUUGAAGAACAGAAAGACUUUUGUAUUUCACAUUUUUCAUGAUGCAAAUUUUUCUCAGGGUUCAUUGCAAGUGUUAAUGUUUCACCUUCCUUUCAUACAACGGACACCAAAGUGAAUGAGCGUGAGCACAUCGUAGUGAGGAUCUUGUGAGGGUGGGAUGAGGCGGACAGGGGCAGCCUCGCAUGUUGCAUCGAAAAGGGGGCUUUUUAGUGUGGCAUGUGCCUCUAAAGACAAGGCUUUGGCCAUUCCCAUAACAGGGUGGUAGAUAAAAAAGAACAGUAAGAGUAAAUCUUUAUCUCAUUUACGUGAUUCAUUAUAUUAAUUAAGCUUCCAUCUCCUUUUGAAAAAAAAAUAAUUAAUCAAAUCAGGGAUGGGUCUGGGAGCUGAUUUUGAGUCCUGUUCCUUUGCCCUUCACAUCAUGAAAAGGGGGAAGGUUAACGUUAAGUUGGAAGUAAAGCAGCAGGGAAUCUUCCCGAUACAAGUCAAUGCUGAUACAAACCUCUUGGGUUGUGGUGGAAAUACCUUGUACACAUAGUCAUAUAAGGAUUUAGAGAACUUCUUAAGCGAAUCAGAGUCAUUUGUUUCCUCUAAUGGUGGGUGGGGUAGGUAGAUUUGAAAAGUACUUCCUUUCAAUAUUCACUGUUUGUGGUGGACAUGUAUUGACAUUCUAUGAGUAUGACACGACAUGUAUUGCAAUGGCUCAUUCUUCCAGGUGGUACUGUUGUCUUUGUCUCCACCAGUGAAUACUCCAAUGCUUCUCUGCAGUAAGUGACGUUGUUUUCUCAAUCUUAAGAGACCCGAAAGCCGAACGGCAAAGUUGUUUUGAGAAAAUAUAGAGGUAAAAAUGAAUUGCAGGUUUUGCACUUAAAGAAAUGACAGAGGUGAGGCUGUUGAGUCUUGGUAUGAUCUCUCUCGUGCUGUACAUUGCUUGCUCCAGACGCUGCUUCUUCCGUCAGUCGAGGUUUUUGUUCCAGUAUUCUCCCCUGUCCAUAUGUAAAUACUGUCCCACCAUUGGCUUUCUUCAUACACUUGCUUUGGUUGCGUGUAGGGCGGUUUAUAUGGCUGUGUGGUUUUGAUUCAAGCUUGAUUUUUGCCCGUGCACCCUCACCCCCACCUGCCUGCCUCGUGUGACAGGACUUUGCUGUUGUUUGUUUGUUUCCUUGGCCUUCCAGUGAUAGAGGAUGUAGUGUGUGUUGUAACGUGCGACCCCCCUCGCCCCAAGCAAAUAUCACUUGUUUGUUGUUGUUGUUUUUUAAAACUUUAUUUUUAAUGCCUUUUACUUUUCAAGUUUGUUUGUGUUGGCAUUGAUAAUCACGAAUUCCAUAAAACUGUUCUCUGGACUUAGUUGCUACUGCAUUUGUUUUGUAUGAGGUGAAAUAAUCCUGAACCAAUCAUAUUAUACAUAUAUAUAUCUUCAUUAUCGUGUAUUUGAUAAUAUUUGCUAUGCUCCAUAUACAAUAGAGAUUCACUCUAGUUUAGAUUGAGUACCGGAUUUUAUUCCCUAAUGACUUGUUUUAUACCUUUGAGCAUAUUGUGCUAUACUGUCGUAGACUGUUUGUUGCUAUGGGUAUACACACUGAAGUAACAAUUUUUUUUCUUUUUCCAUUUGGACCAGGUGGUUGAGACUCUCUGCCUGAUGUAGAAGCGAAGAGCAUCGUUUAAUGAAAGGGUUCACAAAAAUUGCAAACAAGUUUUCAUCAUUGUUAUUAUAUUGAUAAAUCAAUGCAGCUUUUUUCCCCCCAUGAUUAUUUGGUACAUGUAAUAGAUUAUGCGAAAGGACCGUUUCAACCGUUUAAAUCUUAAUAAACUGCUUCGCAUUAUGGUGUGGUCUUUUGUUUCAGAAAGAGACAUUUUGGUAUGAUGUCAAUUGGCCCAAGAAUCCUUUCAUAAAACAUGUCUCUUUGGUGACUGUGACAUAAAGAUACACUUCACCUCCUCCGCCCCUAUUCUUGGUAGACAGCUUACUGUUGUGCUGUGUUCUUCGUGGUUUUAGAGUGGAGCCAGCCGUUAGAAAAAUGGAAGUGAAAGUUACAAUGGAGUAAGUUAUUGUGCUGCACUUAAUUUUUUAUUAAGUGUUGGAGAUAAAAAUUGGGACUCUACUGGAAAUGAUAUGCUUAUUUUGUAGGUGGUUAGUUCUUGACAUGUAAGGGAAAGACGGCCCAGUUCAUAUUGGUGUUGUGUACAACAAGCCAGUCCUUUGGUUUUAUUUAUAGCUACUCGAAUUUGUGAUAAUUUAGUCAUGUGUUGUCCUAGAGGGAUGAAUUAGGUUUUGACCCAGAUAAAUCCUAUGUUGACUCAGAUUACUUUUAACUAAAUUGGUCUUAAGUACAAGUAAAAAAUGGGUCAACUUGAUACCUUGACAAUAGGUUCGUGAAUUUAACACUUUGCCCCCACGGGAAGGCGAUCGGUGACGGAAAGAAGCCGCCCCCUUUCCCCAUGGGACGCUGAUCGGUGACGGUGUGAUAUAGCGUGUACUGCACCUGUAUCCUGGUCCAUGGGGAUAAGUGUUGCGCGCUGUGUGGGUGGAAAGUGUUAAGGGCACUUUUGUUUUUAUGAUAGUUCAUUUUAUCUAGGUUGUAUCCCUCAGCUCAGGAGGUUGAGUUCUGGGGAGAGAAUAGUCUUCUAGAUGUUGGGUCCUAGUGGGUUGAAUACAUUCUUUAUUCACUUGAUACCUCAUAUAUAUCUACUUCACGCAGAGAGUCGCAGGUUUUGUUGUUGUCUCUAUAUAUUAUAUAGCCAUAAACUAUUCCAGAUUCAUUUGUGAUUGUAUUACCUUUGCUCCCUCUGAUUAUCCCUUAUGACUGACACUAACAGUGGCGCUGCGUUGGGGCGAAGUCACCUUCUCGGUUUUUCUCUUUGCUGCAUCCUCUUCUCCCAAGCUGUCCCUAUUGAAGUGAAUUAUUGUGGCUUCUCUUAGAACUGUAAUUGUUUUUGGAUUCGACCAGUCACAAUGUGGGAUUUUUAAAAGUCGUGGUGCUUAAAGUGGUAAAAAAUUUGAAGCUUUGUUAUUGAAUGCACUUUUUUCAGUAAUCAAACAUCUGUUUUGUAAAGAGACAAGGAAUCGUAGAAGUUUGUCACAGCUGUUGCGUUGUCUAAUUACUUUUCCUCUUUAGAGCACAAAGGGCUGAAAUGAACCAAAAUGUGAAAUAUAUGACUUUGAAAAGUUCAGUUGCAGUUGGUGGUAAAUUGACACCAGUGCUUUUGUGGACUGCUUUCCACAUUGAUCAGUCUUGAUAGUUUAAUUAGGGUUAUUAUCCGUCCAUCCUCCGCUUCACCAGAAAGUUUCCACAUUUUGUUGUAAAUGGCGUCUUUGCUUGCCCGAGAGAAGCACCUGUUGUAGUUCAGUGCCAGCUAUCUUAUUGGAAAUCAAACCCAUCACCUCUUGGCUGUUGGCUCAUGCCCUGUGACUGCUAUAAUUUGGGGAGGAUAAGGUGCACCUGGUUUGUCCUACUUCUGUAUCAGCUCUUUUGUUUUUUCAGUCUGUCUGUCUUUCUAGCUUUUUUCCCCCCAAGUGACUGUUAUUGUGUUAAUGUGUGCCUCUUUAACUUGACCCAAACCUGACCCCAGGGCUUUAUAUCUGAAUUAUGGCCAAAAAAGAAAAAAGUUGUAUUUCUAUUUCUUCUUCCUGUUUGAAAAGCCAACAGCUGGUCUGUUGUUGUGACACAGGGUAGCCCUCUACUUGUCCUCCAAGAAAGGGAAGCAAAAAC
This is a messenger RNA of Aplysia californica (California sea hare), 8217 nucleotides long. RefSeq lists its product as uncharacterized. Gene Ontology annotation, molecular function: protein binding. The record is from RefSeq and is a predicted model, not a curated record. Gene Ontology annotation, biological process: protein homooligomerization. Lineage: Eukaryota; Metazoa; Mollusca; Gastropoda; Aplysiida; Aplysiidae. Bases 907 to 2235 code for a protein of 442 amino acids. The transcript is spliced from 8 exons.